Messenger RNA from Ixodes scapularis (black-legged tick), 500 nucleotides. RefSeq lists its product as uncharacterized. Gene Ontology annotation, biological process: negative regulation of DNA-templated transcription. The coding region runs from base 66 to 500 and encodes 144 amino acids. Gene Ontology annotation, molecular function: DNA binding. NCBI's taxonomy places the organism in Eukaryota, Metazoa, Arthropoda, Arachnida, Ixodida, Ixodidae. The record is from RefSeq and is a predicted model, not a curated record. The transcript is spliced from 2 exons.
ACUAGUGCGAUCGGUGUUCAGGACGAAAGCAGACAAAGACACAUCACGGUUAUUUCAUUGUCACUAUGUUUUACGCGUACGUGAUUUACCUUGAUGGCGCAAAGGCUAUCGUAAGCGUAAACUGCAUUAAGAAAUUCAAGCCAGCGAGUGUGGAGGAUUUCGACCCCGACGCUCUGAAGAGCGUGUAUUGGAAGGCCACUGGAGCGUGCGCCGGGGAAGGCUACUACAAAGCUAAAAUCCAGAUGCUUUGCGAGACACGGGACGACCUGAUAGCAGCCCUUAAGAAGAAGCACAUGGCGAUCCCCAUGAUUCUGAAUUCCAAGUUCGAGGUAUAUGUGCGCCUUAGGCUGUUUUAUUACCUCGUUCUUCUAUUCUGUUCAGAACCAGGGGCCUUAUGUUGGUAUUUUGUGCCCCUUUUUCAAAUCGGCUGCAGACUUCACUUCCAUUACCUCUGGAAAAGGGGACAGAAAAGCCCAACAUAUGGCCCCAGUGGGCAGUAA